Messenger RNA from Spea bombifrons (plains spadefoot toad), 3401 nucleotides. RefSeq names its product nuclear receptor subfamily 3 group C member 1 (gene NR3C1). Gene Ontology annotation, biological process: nuclear receptor-mediated glucocorticoid signaling pathway; regulation of DNA-templated transcription. The transcript is spliced from 9 exons. Gene Ontology annotation, cellular component: nucleus. Gene Ontology annotation, molecular function: DNA-binding transcription factor activity; nuclear glucocorticoid receptor activity; steroid binding. NCBI's taxonomy places the organism in Eukaryota, Metazoa, Chordata, Amphibia, Anura, Pelobatidae. The record is from RefSeq and is a predicted model, not a curated record. The coding region runs from base 143 to 2467 and encodes 774 amino acids.
CGCCUGUGCCGUGUGUGCUGCGUUACCCUACUGGCGAGGGCGAUAGGCAGCCUGUGAGCUUCACGUCAAGGAGGGGCAACCACCUACAGGGACCCGAGAGACAUGCCCGCGGACUGAGGGCCGAGUGGUGCACACGUACCCAAUGGAACCCAAAGAGUUACUAAAAACCCCAAAUGGAUCCCAGGGAGUGAAGACUGCACUUUACAGUGACAAGCCAGGGAAUUCGAUAGAUUUUUUCGUAAGUUAUAGGGGUGGAGCCAGUGUGAAUGUGUCUACUUCUUGCCCCACCCCUCCUGCUUCACAGUCAGAUACAAGGCAGCAACAACAGCUCCCUGUUACUGGGGAUUCAUCUAAUGGAUUGAGUAAUGUGCCUCAGCCAGACCUAUCCAAGGCUGUUUCUCUCUCAAUGGGACUCUACAUGGGGGAACCUGACACAAAAGUAAUGGGCAACGAUCUUGUAUUUCCACAGCAGGGCCAGCUUGGUGUCCCAGCAGCAGAAACCGAUUUUAGGCUCUUGGAAGAGAGCAUUGCAAGCCUUCAGGCUAAGUCUUCAGCCCCAGAUAAGGUCCAGGAGGAUCCAGAGGAUAUCGGGGGUAUAAAAUGUGACCCGACUGCCCAACAAAGUCCUUCCAUGCAGGGUCAGCCGGGCAGCAUUGGGAACAGCGCCUCUAAGUUGCUUCCCAAAGACCAAAGCACCUUUGAUCUUUUACAGGACCUUGACCUGCCCCCAGACUCACCCAAGGAUAUUAAGGGCAGUCCCUGGAGGCUGGACCCUCUCUUUGAUGAGGAAGAUGCAGUGGACUUGCUGUCUCCUCUGGCCACUGAUGACCCUUUUCUCAUGAGGUCUGGAGCAGUAAAUCAGGACUGCAAACCUCUCCUUCUCCAGGACUGCACGCCCAAACUGGGUGACCGGGUGGGCGAUAUGGUUUUGCCCAGUACAAACCUGCAAAUGUCUCAAGUGAAGACUGAAAAAGAAGACUAUAUUGAGCUGUGUACACCGGGGGUGGUGAAACAGGAAAAGUUUGGUCCUGUUUUCUGUGGUGGUCACUUUUCUGGAUCCGGUAUAUUUGGCAGCAAAGGGGCUGCCAUUUCUGUCCAUGGUGUCAGCACUUCAGGGGGUCAGAUGUACCACUAUGACAUGAACAAAUCCCCUAUUUCUCAGCAUCAGCAGGAUCAGAAGCCUAUAUUCAGUCUAGGCCAGCCGCUCUCCACCAUUUCCGAAUCUUGGAAUAGGUGCCAUGGGUCUGGAGAUGACAAUAUUACUUCCCCAGGGAAUGUAAACUAUCCGGGCAGAUCUGUAUUUUCAAAUGGGUACUCAAGCCCGGGAAUAAGAUCUGAUGUGAGCCCUUCUCCGUCCACCUCCUCUACCAGCACCGGACCACCGCCCAAACUCUGUCUUGUGUGCUCAGACGAAGCCUCUGGUUGUCACUAUGGAGUUUUGACUUGCGGCAGCUGCAAAGUGUUCUUUAAGAGAGCUGUGGAAGGUCAGCACAAUUAUCUUUGUGCUGGAAGGAACGACUGCAUUAUUGACAAAAUUAGAAGGAAGAACUGCCCAGCUUGUCGCUAUCGGAAAUGCCUCCAAGCUGGAAUGAAUCUGGAAGCACGUAAAACAAAAAAGAAGAUUAAAGGAGUCCAGCAGUCUAACACAGUAGCAGUACGGGAGUCUCCAGAAAACGCCAUGACUAAGGCCAUGCUCCCAGCGGCUGUGGCUCAACUUACACCCACUCUGAUCUCGUUGCUGGAGGUUAUCGAACCUGAAGUGUUGUACUCUGGCUACGACAGUACUUUACCCGAAACAGCCUGGAGACUCAUGUCUACUCUUAACAUGCUAGGAGGGCGGCAAGUUGUAUCUGUCGUGAAAUGGGCAAAGGCAAUACCAGGUUUCCGAAAUUUGCACCUGGAUGAUCAAAUGACCCUUCUUCAGUACUCCUGGAUGUUCCUAGUUGUUUUUGCUCUCGGGUGGAGGUCUUACAAACAGUCCAAUGGGAGUGUGUUGUAUUUUGCUCCAGAUCUGAUCAUCACAGAGGAGAGGAUGAAUCUGCCCUUCAUGCAAGAACGAUUUCAAGACAUGUUCAAAGUAGUCCAUGAAUUGACACGUCUCCAGGUCUCUUAUGAAGAAUAUCUCUGCAUGAAAGCCUUGUUGCUUCUGUGUACAAUUCCAAAGGAUGGCCUGAAAAGCCAUACUCUGUUCGAGGAAAUCCGCAUGACUUACAUUAAAGAGUUGGGGAAAGCCAUAGUAAAGAGGGAAGGAAAUUCCAGCCAAAACUGGCAACGAUUUUAUCAACUGACAAAACUAUUGGAUACAAUGCAUGAGGUGGUUGAAAAUCUACUAGCCUUUUGCUUCCAUUCCUUUCUGGAUAAAUCCAUGAGUGUCGAGUUUCCUGAGAUGUUACAAGAAAUCAUCAGCAAUCAGAUACCAAAAUAUUCAUCUGGAAAUAUCAGAAGACUUUUAUUUCAUCAGAAAUGACUGCCUUACUAAAACAAAAAAAAAACAAAUAUAUAUAUAUAUAUAAAUAUAAAAAAGUUGCCUUAAGGAAAGAAAAAAGUAAAAUGAUAGCUUUGUAUUGUAUAAAACAAACAAACAAAAAAAAAUCACGAAACAAAAUCAGACAUGGUAAUUGUCCUUGCAAUGGUGUUCCUUUUGUAAUUAUGCACUACGGUUCAUGUGGUUUACAGAGGGCCAAGUUCUGGACUACGGGAACUUCCUCAUUUCACAUUGAGUGAUGUGAGAAGUAUAAGAGACAGAUAAACCAGAGUCUGCUUUGUGAACAUUCUGCUAGUAAUUUUUUGCAUUUAGAUAAAUGUUUUGCGAGAUCGUUGGAGGGAGGGGAUGGGAGUUUUUUUUUUUGUUUUUUUUUUGCUUUCAUACGUUUUCUUUCUUUAUUCUGUAAUUAAGAAAAAAAAGAGCUUUGAUUUAUGCAUGUAACCUGAGGGAAGUUUACAAGUGUAUAUCCGAAAAGGGAAGUUGAGCCUUUUUUUAAGCUACUGUUUUGAUUAGCGUUUUACGCCCUUAAUUUUAAAAAAAAGGAACUGAUUUUAUCUUUUCGUCCUUUUAAUUCUUUAAUGACACCUGUUGUACAGAUUUGGGCAAACUGGGGCAGCUUAAAGCUUUGCUCAUACAUUGUUCCCACAACCCAAAGGGUUCUAAACAUUACUCUAACCAAGAUAUUAAAUUACUUGCUACUUUUAGCCUUAUCUAAACACAUUUCUCAUUUCUGUGGCCAAAAACAAUGACUUAACUAGGGAGACACCAUUCUUGUUGUUCUGUGUAGAUACCUGUUCACGUUAAGCUCUCUUUUCCGUUUAAGAAGUGCUUCAGACAUGGCCGCAACGACCAUUCUAGUGCUGUGAUAGACAUUGAAUGCAAGACAGUUAAUAAAUAGAUGUUUUCUUGCCAGAAA